AUGUCUGCAAGCAACGACGCAAGCGCCUCAACGGCCGAGGGUACUGCACCCGCAGCGACCACGCCGUCUGCAGCCUCGCCCACAGCUCAACCCACUGCGACUGGCGCUCAGCCCACGGAGGAGGAGCAGAUCGUGCCUGAUGACGAGGUUCUGAGUGAAGCCUUGGAAUUGGAAUACGGACAUUGUCUAACCUUCGGUAGCAACCUGUCGACGACGCAGCAUCUGACCUUGGGGGCGUUCUUGGAGUGGACCUGUCACCUCCUCAAGCAGAUUGUUAGGGUCCCUCCCAACGUCAUCUUCGAAGUAGACGACAUCGACGAGCCCUGGAUCUACAGCCGCCCGUUUGACUACAUCCAUUCUCGAAUGAUGAACUCUAGUAUCUCCGACUGGAGACAGUUCAUCCAAAAGGCUUACGACAACCUCACGCCUGGCGGCUAUCUCGAGCUGAAAGAGGUAGACCUCAUGCCCGAGUCCGACGACGGAACGCUUCCCACGGAUUCCGCCCUGAACAAGACGUACACCCUCAUCGGCGAGGCCCUCAAAGUUUUCGGGCGCCCGUUCCAGGACGUGCUUCCGCUGGUUGAUAUGAUGAAGGAGGUCGGGUUCGUCGACCUUUACGUCAAGAAGUUCAAGUGGCCGACGAACACGUGGCCAAGGGAUAGCCAUUUUAAAGAGAUUGGCGAGUGGGCGAAUGUCAACUAUCUCUCAGGCAUAGAAGGUUGGGUUAUGGCGCCGUUUACAAGAGCUCUCGGCUGGAAGAAGGAAGAGGUCCAGGUCUUGCUCAUUGAUGUUCGGAAAGAGUUCAAUGAUCGUAACAUUCACGCUUACUGGUCCUGGUACGCAAUCUACGGAAAGAAACCAGAGGCGGACACGCAGUAG
This is a messenger RNA of Colletotrichum chrysophilum, 879 nucleotides long. RefSeq lists its product as uncharacterized. NCBI's taxonomy places the organism in Eukaryota, Fungi, Ascomycota, Sordariomycetes, Glomerellales, Glomerellaceae. The transcript is spliced from 5 exons. The coding region runs from base 1 to 879 and encodes 292 amino acids. The record is from RefSeq and is a predicted model, not a curated record.